UGAUGACAGAUUUUUCAUUUUUGACCAUAUUUUCGACCUUCGACCGGAUAUAAACCAAUUAUUUACAGGUAAAGACUCUAACAUUGGUCCUUCGAACUUUUUGAAACAACCAGCACUACGGUAGACAAAUUAUGGAUACGAAGUCAGAUAAUUUGAGACGAAGCAAACGACUUCAAGCUAAAGAAGCAGUGAGACGAGCUGCCGCAAGUGAAGGUGAAUUAAAAUGCGACAAAGUAGAAAGAAAAGGAUAUUCAGCAAAAGACGUGGAAGACCAAGAGAUGAAUCAUGUGAAAGUCACGAAAUCCAAGUCAAAAAUAAGUCAGAGCAGUAUAGCAUCAAGGAAAAGACGAGCCGAAAUCGAAACUGCUAUACAAAAGAAAAAAUUAGAGCAAGAAAUGUUAGACCUACAAUUAGCGCUGAAGCUGACCGAAAUUGAGGAAAGUGAAGGGACGAGCGAGUCCAGUUCUAAGCAAGAUGAUAAUUCCGAAUCGAUACAUGAGUCAUUGGAGCCCAACAUGGAAGAAUGGAUGGACGGGCGCCUUCCAUGGAAUCACGGACAGGACCCAUAUUCGAUUGGGAGAGAACAAGAUAAGUACAGGACUGUCAAAGGUAAAACGGAUAAAAUGAAAGCUGAAGAGAAGGUAAGAGAUUACAGUUUUGACAGAAAUCUAUCUACUUCUUCCACCUCUCGAGAUGAAAACCCAAUUACUCUUCCACAAAUAACUAAGAUCAUGACAAGACAAUCUCUGCCGAAAGAAUUACCGAUAUUUGAUGGAAAUCCUCUUGACUGGCCAAACUUCAUUUACCAGUACAGAAAUACCUCAAGAGUUUGUGGAUUCUCCGAUGAAGAAAAUCAGUUUCGUUUACAGAAAUGUUUAAAGGGAAAUGCUAGAAGCGUGGUACAAUCUUUACUCAUAUUACCUAAGAAUGUGAAUAAAGUUUUGGACUUACUUGAAACUAGAUUUGGACGCGCAGAAUAUAUUAUUUCGAUGCUGCUAGACAAAAUCAGAAGAUUUUCACCAAUCAAAGAAGAGAAAUUGGAGUUUUUUGUUGAGUUUUCCGAUGAGAUCAAGAAUUUUGUAGCUACGGUACAAUGUUUGGAAGAAAACGAUCAUUUACGCAAUCCAAUGUUGAUCACAGAAAUUUUGAAUAAACUGCCUAUCUCUUACAAACUUUUAUGGAUUGAACAUAUUGCUAAAAUCAAAGUUGAUAUUAAAUUGAUCGAAUUAUCGAAUUGGUUGGACGAAAAAGCAAAUGCAAUAGCACAAAUUCAUGUUCCUAAGUUUGACAAACAGCAAAAGUACAAGUUGAAUCGAGAUGUCACUUUGACAACUUCAGAUAAAAUUUCGAACAAAAGAUGUUUUUGUUGUAAUAGAGAAAUUCAUCCAUUGAGUUCAUGUGAAAAAUUCAAAAAUUUGUCAGUGGAUGCUCGAUGGUCUCUUAUAACUGAAAAGAAAAUAUGUUUUUCUUGUCUGGCACCUUUUCAUAAUAUCCGACAAUGUCGAAAGAAACAAAUAUGCGGCAUCAAAGACUGCAAAAGACCACACCAUAAACUUUUGCACAAUCAGUCGAGAGAAAACAAUUUAGUUCCACAAAAUAGUAAUGCCGCUGAAACUAAUUGCCGUGUUUCUGAUAGCAUGAAUGCACUCAUGAAAGUUCUACCAGUUAUUUUGUGUCACAAUGGUAAAGAGGUCGAAACAUACGUUUUAUUGGAUGAUGCUUCUACAAUCACUCUAAUUGAUGAAGAAUUUGCAAACUCUUUAGAUUUGAAUGGUCCAAAGCAAUCACUGUGUUUGCAAUGGACAAACGAAGAUAUUACUCAUCAUGAUAAUGAUUCUAGGAUAGUGAGCUUCACAAUCAAAGGGAAAAAUAACGGAUCAAAAUUCCAGUUACGUCGUGUUCGUACAACAAAAUUAUCUUUACCCCACCAAACUGUAGAUGUGAACAAUUUGCGAAAAAAUUAUCCCUAUAUUAAUGACAAAGUGAUUGAAAUGACGAAUGCCCAACCCAAAAUAAUUAUUGGGCAGGACAAUUUGCCGCUUCUUGUCAAUAGAAAAUUAGUUGCUGGACCCUGGAACGGACCAGCAGUGAGCAAAACGCUUUUAGGUUGGGUACUUCACGGAAAUUUGAAAUACGGCGAGAAAAAUCCAAAUUCAGUGUGUCAUAUUCAAUCUUUCGACAUUUUCAGAGAAAAAGAUGACUUAAAUGUUCUUCACGAUCUUGUCAAAGAACAAUGGAGUCUAGAGAAAAUUGAAAAUUCUCAGGAAUUGGCUCCAUCACCUCUAGAUCGAAGAGCACAGAGGACUUUGGAUACUACAAUGAGAAGAGUGGGAAAAAGGUAUGAGACAGGACUACUAUGGAAAAAAGAAGACUUAGUAUUACCAGAAAGUAAAGCGAAUGCCUUCAGACGACUUCGCUGUGUCGAACGGAAAAUGGAUAAAGACAAAGAUUAUGCAGAAAUGUACACUAAAAAAUUUGAAGAAAUGGAAGAAAAGAAAUACAUAAGACGACUAUCAAAGAGCGAAAUUGAAGAAGAAUCAAAUAAAAUUUGGUAUCUGCCUCACUUCGGUGUAAUCAAUCCAAAUAAGCCCAAUAAAUUGAGAAUCGUUUUCGACGCAUCGGCAAAGAGUAUAAGUCUUAAUGAUUGUUUGUUGACCGGACCAGACCUUUACAAUUCUCUACAAACAAUACUUCUGAACUUCAGGAUAAAGCAAUAUGCUUCCACAGCGGACAUAAAAGAGAUGUUCCUUCAGGUCAGAGUAAGAAAAGAAGAUUGUUAUGCACAAAGAAUACUCUGGAGAGGCAUGAAUAGAAACGUAGAACCUGAUGUCUAUGAAAUCAUGGUUGUAUUUUUUGGCUCAUCCUGCGGACCGUGUCUGGCUCAAGAGGCCAAAAAUAGGAAUGCCAGAGAUUUUGCAGAAACCUUUCCUGAGGCUUCAGAAGCUAUUAUACGUCAUCAUUAUAUGGAUGACUAUUUGGGAAACGCAGAUGAGUUGGAAGAUGCCAAGAAAUUGGUAAGAGACGUAAUCUACGUUCAUGGACAAGGUGGCUUCGUUAUAUGCAACUGGAUUGCCAAUGAUGACAGAAUUCUUGAGGACGUGGACAUGGAUCUUGUAGCACAAGGUCAUAAGAAAUUGGAUAGUAAUAAUAAGGACAUGGUGGAAAGAAUUUUGGGUGUGUAUUGGAAUCCUGUAGAAGACACAUUCUGUUUUCAGACAAAAUUCAAUAAGAUCGAUCGAGAUAUUUUGGAUAACCGCAGAAGACCAACAAAAAGGGACAUUUUGAAAAUUGUUAUGUCAGUUUUUGAUCCUUUGGGAUUCUUGGCAAAUUUCAUCGUUCAAGGCAAAAUUAUUUUGCAAAAUAUUUGGAGAAGCAAAAUUGGGUGGGACGAUGAAAUUACCCAUACUCUCGAAAAUCAAUGGCAAAUGUGGUUCUCAGAUUUGAAGAAUAUUUAUAAAUUCAAAAUUCCAAGACAAUACUUCUCGUUGAAUCGUCAUAAGAGUAAUAUUCAAUUACAUGUAUUUUGUGACGCCUCUGAGAACUGUUAUGCAGCAGUUGCCUAUAUAAGGGUUCAAGAAGAACAAGCAAUCCAAACCAACUUUGUCACCGUUAAGACUAGAGUAGCUCCGUUACGACCCCUAUCAAUUCCCAGACUGGAACUGCAAGGAGCUUUGAUGGGUGCACGUUUAGGAAAUUAUUUAAAAAAAGAAAUGAACUUGAACAUAUCUUCUGUUUUCUAUUGGACCGAUUCAACAACAGUUUUACAUUGGAUAAGAUCAGAGGCACGGCGAUUCAAAGUAUUCGUCGCUCAAAGGUUGGGAGAAAUUCAGGACAUCACUAAUAUCGCCGAGUGGAGAUACAUAUGUUCGAAAGAGAAUGUAGCUGAUGAUGCCACAGAAAGAAAGAUUUCUUGGGACAGUCAGCGAUGGAUGAACGGUCCUGAUUUUCUGCGGAGAAAUCCUGAAGAUUGGCCAAGAGAGGUAGAAACUGAGAACUUCGGAAUAGACCCAGACACUUUGGAAGAAAAGUUCGGUAAUGUUCUCAUUAUUUCAACCAAAACAAUUUUGUCUACACCUGAUGCUCUAAGAUUUUCGAAAUGGCAAAGAUUGCUUCGAACUACUUCUUAUGUCUUGAGAUUUAUCGACAUUAUGAAGAGACGGUGUACAGGAAAAGGAGAACUUUCGGUUGAAGAGAUCAACAAAGCUGAAAACCUUCUUUUCAGAAAAGUACAGGAGGAAUCUUUCAUGGAAGAAAUAAAUGCAUUGAUGCAAGGUGAACCCUUCUCAUCGAGUAGCAGACUUCGAACACUAAAUUGUUUUUUGUCGGAACAAGAUGGACUUUUGAGACUCGCUGGGAGAUUAGAAAAAUCCGAAUUGAAUGUACAGACAAGGAAACCUAUCAUUUUGGAUCCACAACACAAAAUUACGAAGCUUAUAGUCCAAAAAUAUCACGAAGAUGUUCACCAUCAUGGACAAGAAAUAGUGAUUAACAAUUUGCGACAAAAAUUUUGGAUUUUGAGGUUGAGACAAACCGUCAAAAGCAUUUGGAAUAGUUGCCAGCUUUGCAAAAUUCGACGUGCAACCCCAAGAAUUCCAGUUAUGGGUCUACUACCAGAAUGCCGUAUUCAACCGACUAUCAGAGCCUUCAUCAAAACAGGUAUUGACUAUUUUGGGCCGCUGGAAGUCACAGUAAAAAGAAGCCGGGAGAAAAGGUACGGAGCUAUUUUCACAUGCAUGACGACUCGUGCUGUACAUUUAGAAAUAGCUCAUGACCUGACAACCAAUUCCUUCAUCAAUGUUCUUCGACAAUUCGGCUGUCGGAGAGGCUUUCCAGAUGAAAUGUAUUGUGACAAUGGUUCUUGUUUUAAGAGUGCUGAGAAGGAAAUUACCGAAGAAUUCAAGAAAAUUGAGAAAAAAGAAAUUUUGGAUUUCACUGUGAUGAGAAAAAUCAAGUUUUUCUUCAACCCCCCUCUAGCACCACAUACGGGUGGGAGCUGGGAGAGAUUAAUACAAAGUAUCAAGAAAAUAAUGAAAGAAAUUUUGAAAUGCAGAUAUCCGCCAGAACAUGUACUCCGGACAGUACUUUUAGAAUGUGAAAGCAUUCUCAACUCCAGGCCAUUGACUCAUGUAUCACUUGAUUCGGACGAUGCAGAAAGUUUGACUCCCAAUCAUUUCUUGAUUGGACCAUCCAAUAUUUCACCAUCAUUCACCGAAACUGUAGAAAAAGACUUAAAUUUGAUGUCUUCUUGGAGAGCUGCACAAAGGUUAGCUGAUAUGUUUUGGUCAAAAUGGUCAAGAGAAUAUUUACCUACGUUAGUCAGAAGCAGUAAAUGGUAUAGAGACAAUGGAGAAAGAAGCAUACAACUGGGUGACGUUGUUAUAAUGGUGGAUCCAGAUGGACCUAGGAAUUUAUGGCAGAAGGCUGUUGUUAUCAACGUCUACCCAGCAAAGGAUGGGAAAAUAAGAACAGUGGAUGUUAGAAACUCCAACCACACCAUUUAUCGAAGACAUGUUGCAAAACUUAUUGUUUUGGAUGUUAAGAAGUAA
Messenger RNA from Coccinella septempunctata (seven-spotted ladybird), 5546 nucleotides. RefSeq lists its product as uncharacterized. The transcript has 2 exons. The coding region runs from base 132 to 5546 and encodes 1804 amino acids. Gene Ontology annotation, biological process: DNA integration. The record is from RefSeq and is a predicted model, not a curated record. NCBI's taxonomy places the organism in Eukaryota, Metazoa, Arthropoda, Insecta, Coleoptera, Coccinellidae. Gene Ontology annotation, molecular function: nucleic acid binding.